Messenger RNA from Telopea speciosissima, 2297 nucleotides. RefSeq names its product probable serine/threonine-protein kinase WNK7. Gene Ontology annotation, biological process: protein phosphorylation; intracellular signal transduction. The record is from RefSeq and is a predicted model, not a curated record. The transcript is spliced from 7 exons. Bases 181 to 2163 code for a protein of 660 amino acids. Gene Ontology annotation, molecular function: ATP binding; protein serine/threonine kinase activity. Gene Ontology annotation, cellular component: cytoplasm. Lineage: Eukaryota; Viridiplantae; Streptophyta; Magnoliopsida; Proteales; Proteaceae.
CAAUGACCUCCUUUGCGUUUCCCUUUCCUUCGAUUUGUCAUGGAACCUGUUUUCGUCUGGAAACGCUCGGAGAUUCACUGCUAGAGUUUCGAAUUUUGUUCAGGGUCUAAGCUGUGAUUUCUCGAUUGAGUGGUCUAGGUCGUCGGGUUUUCGCAGCUGCAUUCUCUGAAUUUGGUUCAUAUGGAAGCUGUAGAAGAGAGUUCGGGUCUUUCAGAGCCCCCUGACCCCGAUGUUGUUGAAGUAGAUCCAACUUGUCGAUAUAUUCGGUAUAAAGAUGUACUGGGGAAAGGUGCCUUCAAGACGGUCUACAAGGCAUUUGAUGAGAUUGAUGGACUUGAAGUAGCUUGGAACCAAGUACAGAUUGAAGAUGUGUUACAGAAACCAGAAGACAUAGGAAAGCUUUACUCUGAAGUCCAUCUCCUGAAAUCUUUGAAGCAUAACAACAUAAUGAAGUUCUACAAUUCAUGGAUUGAUGAUCAAAACAGGACUGUUAACAUCAUCACUGAAUUGUUCACCUCGGGUAACUUGAGACAGUAUAGGAGGAAACAUAAGAAGGUUGACAUUAAGGCUGUGAAAGGCUGGGCGAGGCAGAUUUUGAUGGGUUUGAACUAUCUCCACUGUCAUGAUCCACCAAUAAUACAUAGGGACCUGAAGUGUGAUAACAUCUUUAUCAAUGGUAACCAUGGGGAAGUAAAGAUCGGGGACCUGGGGUUGGCAACUUUCCUGCAGAAGCCACAUGCACAUAGUGUGCAUGGUACUCCUGAGUUUAUGGCACCUGAGCUAUAUGAGGAAAAUUACAAUGAAUUAGUUGAUAUAUACUCCUUUGGGAUGUGCGUGUUAGAGAUGGUAACAUUUGAAUAUCCUUACAGUGAAUGUAGAAACUCAGCUCAGAUAUAUAAGAAGGUUUCAUCUGGAAUAAAGCCUGCUGCCCUCUCUAAGGUGAAAGAUCCAGAAGUGAAACAGUUCAUAGAAAAGUGUCUGGUUCCGGCAGAUCAAAGAUUACCAGCAAAGGAGCUUUUAAAGGACCCUUUUCUCCAAGUAAUGGAUUGCCCUCUGCCGCUUCCUGAUAUUGUUACACCCAAAGUAGGAGCCUUUGGAGAUUGUCGUGUGCUCUUGGAAGAGCCUACUAAUACACCGCACAUGCCUCUUUCCAUGGAGGUUGAUGCUGAUGAUGAGUGUGAGCCUCCUGUUAUCACAUCUAUUGAAAAUUCUUUUGCUGGUGGGUCAAACAUUAUAUGUUUGGAGAUUCAGAGGGCAACAAGGGGCAUUGACGUAAGAUUGAAUGGGGAAAAGAAAGAUGAGAAGACUGUAACACUAUUGUUUGAAAUUGCUUAUCAGGAUGGUCGUGUCAAGUAUGUAUGUUUCCCAUUCUAUCUCGGUGGGGAUACAGCUCUUUCAGUUGCUAGAGAAAUGGUUGAGCAACGAGAACUGGCUGAUCAGUAUGUUAAGUUCAUCGCUGAGUUGAUUGAUUUGAUGCUGAUGAACUUGAUACCCAAAUGGAGACCUUGUGUUCCCAUUGAUCAUCUAGUUGGGCCGCAUGGAAUCCAAAUGACUGAAGGCCAUAUCAAUGACCAAUUACCUAAACAGGGGGAAAAUUCUGCUCGGUCAUUCCAGAAUGCUUUUGAAGCUGCAGCUGUGGACAUUUCAAACCUUACAGGUCACCUUAAUUCUGCUUCUGUCAAAAGACCCAUUCAGCCUCUGGAGGAAGCUCUCAUGAAGCUCGAGGACGUCCCCUCACGUUUUAAUUUUCAACUUCAAAAUACAGCCACAGCUGAAGAUCAGACUUCUGGGAUGUCAUUCAUUUCAGUAGGCUGUACUGAAGGAAGUGAGAAGAAAUGCUUGGCCACAUGCAUGUCUGUGGAAUCAGGAUGUACAGGUUAUAAUGAAUAUGACAUGAAAAGAGAAGUUGCAGAAUCUUUGUAUGGAGUUGGAAGGGGUGGAUGGCUUGAUGACAGAGAUAUGGGAAUCAAAAAAAGCAUCAAUGAUGUGCAUGCGUCUAGUUAUCCAAGCAAUGCUUCAUCCUUAGUUUCGGGUGAAAAAAUUGCUGAUGAGUUGAGUUUGGAACUGGAGAUGAUUGAAUUGCGGUUCCAGCAGGAAAUUAAUGAGAUUUGCAAGAGAAAAUAUGAAGCCAUCAUCGAAGCAAAAAGAAGGUUUGUACAGUAAGAUAGCGUCGAUUUAGCAGUUAAUUGAAUACUUUUUUUCUUGCUCUUCCAAAUGUAGAAAGUUGUUCAUAGAACAGAACUAUAGAUUGUCCUUGAUUCAUAUUUGUUCGAGUGUGAUAUAAAUUUACCUUGAAC